Molecule: messenger RNA, 1136 nt
Organism: Branchiostoma floridae (Florida lancelet)
Lineage: Eukaryota; Metazoa; Chordata; Leptocardii; Amphioxiformes; Branchiostomatidae
Exons: 2
Coding region: 326-718 (130 amino acids)
Source: RefSeq, a predicted model, not a curated record
CGUCAUCAGGAGGUGGGGUUGGUAAACAGCAAGCCCCCGCACAGCUUCAGUAAUUUUCUACAACGGAAAUCCGGUGGUUCGCAGAACCAGCACGCAAAGGGGACUUAUUAACCAGUCGGUGAGGCGGUCUCAGAUACACGGUGAGGCAGUGGGAGUUGGCAGGCGUUAUUUAAGGAAGGAGAGACUUGUUUUAAAAAGCCAAGGGUUGUCGCUGCCUUACACCAAAGAACGACAAGUCGAGAGACAGAGAGUACGAGCGAGACAAGCGGGAGAGGGAAAGAGGAGAGCUGAGGACAGGAAAAAACAGGCGGCGUUAGAAGACAGAAUGACGGUUACUCAGAGCGCGUUUUCUGUGACAAUGUUGGUCUUCGCAGCUCAUUUUUCCAUCUCCACAGCAUUUACAAGGACUUCACGAGCGGUGGUCUUAACAGGGGUGUGUAGCAUGGACGGUGACUGUGCCCUGGCACGCGGGGAGGGAUGGUGCUGCGCCCCGUGGAACCCAUGGACUGUCUACGAGGUGUCCGUCUGCAAACCGCCCGGAUCCAUCGGCUCACCCUGCCUGCCCUCCCGCACAGAGACCCGCUCGCAACGGCGGUCCCAACAACAAGCAGCCCUGGAGCGCAAAUUCUGGAGAUGUCCCUGCAAACACGGGCUCGUCUGCGUGCCGGAAAACGGCGGCCUGGUCGGGUCCUGUCAACCACCGGACUAUAUCGUUUGACUAGCCCUCCUCAGCAAAACGGCGGCAGAUUCCCCAGUCGACUACUCGUUGGGGGAAAGAGACGGGGAGCGCCGCUUUAGAUUUGAAAACACGACCUCGCUGUUUUCGGAUAGCUUGAUGCGGAGAUUUAGGUUACGAUUAACAGAAGCAUAUCGUGGAUAAAGAGUUUAAGGGAAGAAUUUCUCCAGAUCACUCAGGAUUGCACCCGUCCUUCACUUGCACUUUUGUUGUCACAACCAAUUGUUCGUAUGUAAAACGGAACCAUAGACUACUAGAGGAAAAGUCACAGACGAUGUAAUGUAGUUCUAAGGAAAACGAAAUUUUAUUGUUCGGAAUAUAUGUACAUGGAGAAUCGUACGGUAUGUCACGUUAGUUUUUAGACUAACACAUGGAUUUUCAUCUAUGAAAAAAAGAACAC